GCUCUGAGGAUUCGCAAGGACCCAAGGCGGCUUCUGGGCAGGACAAAGCCAAGAUGAAACUCCCCCUACUUCUGGCUCUUCUAUUUGGGGCAGUUUCUGCUCUUCAUCUGAGUUCCUCUUUCCAGGCGGCGUUGAGCCCUCUGGUGCCCAGAGCAAGGUGGGAGCUGUCCGUGGUUUGGGCAGGAACAGGGGCAGAUGUGAACGUGGGGAGGAAGGACAUGUGGCCUUUCUUCCUGCCAAGGGCUAAAACCACCAACUUUGAGAGCACCUUGACCCUGCCCCAGGAUGGGGAGAUGCCAGAACAGGGGGCCGAGGAGCCCCCUCCUGGGGAGACGGCACUGCUGGAGAGAGAGGAGGAGGGGCGCUGUGGCAGUGAAGAUUCCCUGGAAGAAGAGGGGACUGUUCAGUCGGCCUCAGCCCUGGAUGUGGUGGACAAGGACUUUCAGUGUCCUAAGGAAGAGGACACAAUAAAACUGGAGGGCAGCCCUGGGUGCAAGACCUGCCGCUUCCUCGUGGUGACAGCUGCCAGAAAUUUUAAUCAUGCUCAGUCAACUUGCCAGAGGUGCUACCGGGGCAACCUGGCCUCUAUCCACAACUACGGCUUUAAUUCACAAAUCCAAUGCACCGCCCGCUCCUUCAACCAGGGUCAAGUCUGGAUCGGAGGUGUGGCCACAGGCUGGGGCAUCUGCACACGAUUGCACUGGGUUGACCGCAGCUGCUGGAACUUUGCAUACUGGGCUCUCGGCCAGCCCUCGAUCUUCAGUGGCAGAUGUGUGUCCAUGUAUACCUCAGGAGGCCAGUGGAGUCUGUCUAACUGCAACGCGUGCCUCCCCUUCGUCUGUUCCUAUUGAGCCAGUUCCAGCCGGGAGUUCAGAGCUGCUUCCUCCUGGGCAGCCGCCUCCCUCCCCUGCCUGCUGCCCCUCCCUCCAGCUCCUUGCAAUAAAAUGGCUUUA
Messenger RNA from Lemur catta (Ring-tailed lemur), 953 nucleotides. Its product is annotated as bone marrow proteoglycan-like. The record is from RefSeq and is a predicted model, not a curated record. Lineage: Eukaryota; Metazoa; Chordata; Mammalia; Primates; Lemuridae.